GUGGAAAGUGGAGGAGGAAGGAGCUAAUUGUACACCCAACGUUAUCCCUUUUCUUGUUUGGUCUUGACCAGUGGUUGCAAUAACUUCUCAGGUCAACGUCUUCUCUGUUAUUACUUAUUACUCGCACUGUCCUGUCCCUGUCCUCCCUGUCCUCCGUGCCCACUUUCUCUCUUUCCACUCUCCUAGCUUCCACAGUUUCUGAAACUGGUAAGAGAAUUCCCUCUGCUGCUAUAUAAGAAUUAAACGUUGAUUCUUUCUUUGAGUACCGUGAGGUGAGCUGAUCAGAGAGGAAAAGAGCAGUUCCAUUGGAAACAUAUAUAGCACGAGAAAAGAUCUCGGUUUGGUAGAAGAGGGAUGCGGAACCCCGCCGUAUUUUGCAGCACGGUCGCCGCCGCCGCCGGCAGAUUCCCGCCGGCUCCAGUUCCAGAAUUCCGGUUCAUGCAAUCCAGCUCAAGGAUUACGUUGGUAAGAUGAAACUGGAAGGCCACCUGGACUCCCAUCUCCGCUGCUAGAGCUUCAGCCACUUCUGCAGACCAAGACCCUCUGACUCUCUUCGCGGAAGCCAAAAGAAACUUGCCAGCAUCAUCUCUAAUAAUCACUCCAAGCCCAGCUCCCCCCGCCAUCUAAGAUCCCAGCAUCGGUGCACACGAAAAUAGAGCCGAUCAGGGGUUUCCUCCACGGCUUGCGUUCCAUCUGCACAGUGGUGCUGUCAUCCGAAGCUUGGUGUUGUUUGUACUCCGCUAGUAGGGCUAUUUUGGCAGACGGCAGAAUCGGUGACGGCCAUCCAAAACACGACAACGACCACAAAAGGCAUCUCGUCGUCCCGUCCGCCGUUCAUCCAGCAGCCGGCGGUCGCAUCAACAACAAGAAGAACAACUUUAUAUGCUCAUGCUCUGUGACUGUGCCUCCUGUACUAUGGGAGGAGGAAGAGAAGAAGAAGAAGAAGCAGCCGCAAACGGUGACGUUUGGGCCGAAUGAAGCUUCUUCGAUGGUGAAGCAGCUGAGGCAGAGCUUCAAAUCUGGGAAGACCAAGAGUUAUCAAUGGCGGGUCUCUCAGCUGAAAGGGAUUGCUAAAAUGGUCGAGGAGAGGGAAAGCGACAUCGUUCAGGCCCUUUACCAGGACCUCUCCAAGCCGCCACUUGAAGCCUUUGUUGCUGAGAUUUCAAUGGCCAAGUCUUCAUGCAGGGAGGCCAUAGAAGGGCUCCAAGAUUGGAUGAAGCCUGAAAAGGCCAAAACCGGCAUUUCAACAUACCCAUCUACAGCAGAGAUUGUCUCUGACCCUUUAGGGGUAGUGCUGGUCAUCUCAACCUGGAACUUCCCCUUCUUGCUGUCUAUUGAUCCAGUGAUUGGAGCCAUAGCAGCAGGAAAUGCAGUGGUUCUGAAGCCAUCAGAGAUUGCUCCGGCUACAUCUUCACUUCUGUCCAAGCUAGUGAAGGACUACCUGGACGAUUCUGCCGUCAAAGUUGUUGAAGGGGCCAUCCCUGAAACCUCUGCAUUGUUGGACCAACAGUGGGAUAAGAUUCUCUACACAGGAAGUGCUAGAGUGGGCAGGAUUGUAAUGGCUGCCGCGGCCAAGCACCUGACCCCUGUGGUGCUUGAACUGGGUGGCAAAUGCCCUGCUGUUGUGGAUUCCAAUGUCAAUCUAGAGGAAAUUAAGGUUGCUGUGAGGAGGAUCAUAGCAGGGAAAUGGCAAUGCAACAAUGGACAAGCCUGCAUUGGAGUUGAUUACAUCAUAACUACUAAAGACUUUGCUCCAAAGUUGAUAGAAGGUCUUAGAAAAGGGAUAGAGGAGUUCUUUGGGAAGGACCCAAUGGAGUCAAAGGACAUUUCCAGGAUUGUGAGCCCUGCCCAAUUCAAACGUUUGGUUGGGCUUCUGGAUGAGGAUAAUGUCUCUGACAAACUUGUCCUUGGUGGCCGCAGGGAUUCAACUAGAUUGAAGAUAGAUCCAACCAUAGUAUUGGAUCCUCCUCAGGAGUCCCAAAUCAUGCAGGAAGAGAUCUUUGGACCAUUGCUUCCCAUUGUCACGGUAGGCAAUUUGAAGGAAUCCUUUCAAGUGAUAAACUCCAAACCAAAACCUCUAGCAGCAUACCUCUUUACAGAAGAUGAGCAGCUGAAGCAGGAUUUUGUGGAGAAUGUUCCCUCUGGAGGCAUGUCCAUCAAUGACACCAUACUCCACGUGACAGUUCACACAAUGCCAUUUGGAGGAGUUGGGGAGAGUGGAAUGGGAUCAUACCAUGGCAAGUUCUCAUUUGAUGCAUUCAGCCACAAGAAGUCAGUCCUCUACAGAAGCUUCAGUGGGGAUGCUUCUCUAAGGUACCCACCUUACACUCCAAAGAAGCAAAUGGUAAUGAAGGGCCUCAUGAAUGGUGGGUUGCCUGGGAUGCUGCUUGCUUUGCUUGGAUGGUCUUCUCACAAUAGUGGUACUAAAUCUUAGGCUAGGGAAAAGAGAGAUUAUACAAUUGAUUACUUGAGCAAUCUACUUUUUCUUCAAUCAAAGUAUAUGUAUAUUAAUAUAAGCAUAACUAAUAGUAAUUUGUGGUAUGCAUGUGUAGAUACAUAUAUAUGUAUUGCCUAGUCCUCUACGAGCGAGUUUUGAAUCACUUGCCACAGUAACGAGCAAUAAUAAUGGUCAAAAUUUAUUUUUGUUUUUAGUGACCAAUCCAUAAAAAGACGAUAAAAUAAUAAAGUUAUAAUUGCU
Messenger RNA from Linum tenue, 2698 nucleotides. The record is from the annotation of a GenBank genome assembly. Lineage: Eukaryota; Viridiplantae; Streptophyta; Magnoliopsida; Malpighiales; Linaceae.